Molecule: messenger RNA, 3169 nt
Organism: Notechis scutatus (mainland tiger snake)
Lineage: Eukaryota; Metazoa; Chordata; Lepidosauria; Squamata; Elapidae
Source: RefSeq, a predicted model, not a curated record
UUACAUUGUAGCAAAAUGGCGACUGUCAUUCACAACCCCCUGAAAGCUCUUGGGGACCAGUUCUACAAAGAAGCCAUAGAGCACUGCCGCAGUUACAAUUCCCGUCUCUGUGCUGAGCGUAGUGUUCGUCUUCCAUUCCUGGACUCGCAGACUGGUGUUGCUCAGAAUAACUGUUACAUAUGGAUGGAAAAGAGACAUCGAGGACCAGGACUAGCUCCAGGGCAGCUCUAUACAUAUCCUGCUCGAUGCUGGCGCAAGAAGAGACGUUUGCAUCCCCCUGAGGACUCCAGGCUGAAGUUGCUGGAGAUUAAACCUGAAGUUGAUCUGCCUCUGAAGAAGGAUGGCUUCACAUCAGAAGGGACCACACUGGAAGCCUUGUUGCGUGGAGAAGGGCUCGAAAAAAAGAUAGAUACUAAAGAGGAGGAUACUCUACAAGAAAUCCAGCGGGUUUUGGAAAAUGAUGAGAAUGCAGAUGAAGUGAACGAAGAGGAAGAGAUAGAAGAAGAUAUUCCAAAACGAAAAAACAGAGCCCGAGGACGGGCCCGAGGCUCCGGUGGUGGUAGGCGAAGGAAUGAUGUUUCUUCUAUGGAUGACCAAGAUAAACCUUAUGUUUGUGACAUCUGUGGCAAGCGCUAUAAGAAUCGACCAGGACUGAGCUAUCACUAUGCUCACACUCACCUUGCUAGCGAGGAAGGGGAUGAUGCUCAGGAACAGGAGACAUGUUCACCACCUGUCCACAGAAAUGAAAAUCAUAAACCCCAAAAAGGACCAGAUGGGGCCAUCAUUUCCAAUAACUACUGUGAUUUCUGCCUUGGAGGAUCUAAUAUGAAUAAAAAAAGUGGACGACCAGAGGAGCUUGUUUCAUGUUCGGACUGUGGGCGUUCUGAUAACACCCUGUGCUUAUUUGGAAUCUGAAUUCUUCAUGGAAUCUUUGGAAGAAACCAACCAACCAAGAGUGUUCAAAAUGCUCUGAUCUUUCUCACAUUGCCCGAUCCUGUCUCACCUGUGUCUUGUUCCCACACGGGAGUUUGGACUGUGGAAUGCCUGCUGGCACUUGCUCAGAGAAGUUUUGGGGGUUCCCUAAGCUUGUGCAAUACAAAAAAAAAACUUACAUUUUUUUAAAAAAAGAAAAAUAUCUUUAAAGUGUUGUGCAAGUUUGUGUGUGUGUAUGCGUGUAUAUCUAAGUCCAGGUCAAACUGGAAAUGACUGAAAACAACAGACUAAUGAAAAAAAAAACUUGACACAAACUAGAACAAGUUAUUUUAUUUAUUUCAAUAUUUAAGAGAGAAAAGUAGUGCUGACAUUGCACAGUAUUUUUGUUUAAAAUGGAUUUUACUUCAGCAUUUAAAGGCUUUUUUUGUGAAGGUGGGACUUUUGCAAAGCGCUUAAUGCAAGAUAAAGGCUGUUUACUUGCAGAAUAAUUUUUUAAACUUAUGAAAAUAAAGAUAAACUUUGCUCUCUCUUAUACUUUAAAUAUGCCAUUUAUAGACCAUGCUGGGGUUUUCAUUUUUCAAAGUGGAUGUGGUAAGUUUAAAUUAUUCUGGAUUAUUUUUUGAAUGUCUGCUAAUGUUUUUUUUUACUUAGCUAUACUAAAUUAGACAAAAACCCUAGUCUAAAUAAAAUACUUUGAAAAGCAAAUGCUGACUUCUGGGCAAGUGUUUAAACCAUAGAAUAACAAAAAUGUAGACAUUAGCAAUAAUGCUACUGAAGCUAGGUGUUUUUAAGGAAAAUAAAUGCUGUUUUCUGUGUUAGCACCUCAUGCUAACAGCUCCUUGUGAAAUAAAUCAACAAAACGUGAACAACUGAACAUACUGGAAUAGUAUAUUUGGAGAAAAGCCUAUACCUCUAAUAGUAUUAUAUGAAGUAUUUGAAAGAACAUUUGGGGACAUUUAGAAUAUUAAUUUUCUUUUUCUACAAAUUAUAAAAUGGGAUAUAGUCACAGACCAUAGCUGUUCUCUACGAGAGUUUUUUUUAGGACCAAGAUAUGAUCCAUGGACAAUUGGUAGCUUAUAAGAUAUAUGUCAGAAAUUCUGCAACACGAGAACAGAAUUAUUCUAAUCAUUUUGCUUGGAGGUGCAUGUAAAUAAUGGAGCAAUACAUAAUCCUGGAAGGAGUUAUCUGGAUAAAGUUUUCUUCUAAAUUAAUUAUGCCAGAUGAUGUAAAAUAAUCCAUUGUGUAUGUAGACCAGCAAUACCUUGGAAUUGUAUGAUGCAAAGCAAUUUUUAUGCGUGCUUGCCUGGAAGCAGAUUUUGCAGAGUUUUAGUGUGACUUAUUCCCUAAUAAGUGUGCAUAGAAGUGUUUAAUCUGGUGUGUAGUUGAAUACAGUAAUCCUUGGAUAAAAUCUGUUUGCCAUAAAAUACAGUUAGAAAAACAUUAUAUGCAUUUCUAAAACCUCCAUACCAUCACUGUAUGCAUGUACAACUCUCUUUUAUAUAUGCGUCAAAUCCUAUUAGCCAAUAACAGACAUUCAGGUAUAACAGACCCUCAUUCCUCACAUUAGACCAGGGCUGUCAAACUUGCAGCCCUUGGGCCGGAUGCAUCAUGUGCUGGCCACACCCAAAGGGGAAAAAAGUUGUGGCAUGUCACAUGAUGUAGCCGUGACGACGUGAGUUUGACACCCCUGCCAUUAAACUAUUAAAUUAAACACAUAAUGUCAUAUAUUAUUUUAGGGUGUAUCUAUUCUGUGAAUUUCUGGGUGCAAUCUUUAGUUUGCUGCUGCAUAAUCACUAUAUAAUUCGUUUAGGCUUUUUCAGGAGUCCAGGAAUGUGAAUCCACAGUUAAGUAAAUUAAAGUUGCAUGGCAAUGGUGCUAUACAUUUUGCAUAUCCUGUUGUCUCUCAGGGAUGCUGGAUAUUAGGGCAAUGCAGAAUCUAGCCCAAAAAAGCACUACAUACAUUCUAGUCAUGGAAUCCAAUAUGAGAAGUUAAUAUCCCAGGAUAAUGCACACUAAAAUUAAUGAAAUUCCUAUUAGGAUUAUUAGGAGAGGAAAAAAAAUGUGUAAAAAUUACAUCAAUUACAACCCAUAAAUUAAAAUUAUGCUGCCAUUUUAUAUAAAUAUUCCAUUAGGUUAAAAAAAUGUGUGUCCAUAUUGCUUUUGUGUUCAUAUACAAUUGACUUCCAAGACAUAUCCUGUAUACUUUUCUGUAAAUAUUUAUUUGUCCACCUUUUUU